AAGAAAAGGAUAUUUAAAGAAAAUAUAUUUACUAAACUCAAAGUAGGCCUCUCCGCAAAAAGUCAGGCUUUGUUAAAUCCUCUACCAUCAGUUUUGCUUUAUUCAUCUUAUCGGGAGUGCCCUAUUUUUCCUAACAAAAACCGGGAAAAAUUUAUGAAAUACAAAUAUGUCCUCCUAUAUUUCGCGCCUGCUGAAGGCGCAAGCUGCCUCCAAGCGGCUUAUAUCUAAUUUGACCCAGCGCGAGGGCAAGCUAAAGUCCUUGUGGCGUCAACUUGGAUUGAAGGGAGGAUCAACUUCUACCAAACCUCGUGCCAUAUCCACAUCGCAGGUGCACAAGUCGGUGUUGAUUGAAGACGAAGAACUGGCGACAGGCAUUCAAAAGCGCGAGAUGGACCUGGUCAAGCAGGGCUGCGACGAUCCCUGGGGCUUUAGGCGGAUCAUAAAGCGCGGCACUGGGCGGGAGAACGAUCCAACUGUGAUUCCCUCUGCAUUUGACGCCCGCCUCGUGGGCUGUCUUUGCCUGGACGACCGCCAGCCCAAGUGGAUGUGGAUCGAGAAGGACGAGGGACCGAAGCGGUGCGAGUGCGGGCAUUUCUUUGUGCUGAAGAAUGUGCCACCCGUCUACUAGAUCCAUCACACAGAGCGCUGUACAUAGAUACAAACACCAUCCACCACACUCGACAUACACUGGGACUCCACACGUAUCCCCACUCACAAUAGGGAUAAAAAACAUUGCAUGAUAUUAUCAAAA
Messenger RNA from Drosophila kikkawai, 751 nucleotides. RefSeq names its product Cytochrome c oxidase subunit 5B-like (gene COX5BL). Gene Ontology annotation, cellular component: mitochondrial envelope. Gene Ontology annotation, biological process: mitochondrial electron transport, cytochrome c to oxygen. The record is from RefSeq and is a predicted model, not a curated record. NCBI's taxonomy places the organism in Eukaryota, Metazoa, Arthropoda, Insecta, Diptera, Drosophilidae.